AUGAACCUGGCUAAAUUUUCCUUUGCCCAUAGAAACCUUUUCUUCAUUUCGAAAUACACCAUCAGUUCGUUAAAUUAUUUCUUCACUCGUGAAAAAAAAAAUUUACUGCCAAAAUAUGGGGUUACAAAUUUUUUAUACCAUAAUGAGGUAGCGUUAACAAGGGGAAAUAACGUCUAUGACGGCGUUUUAAAAAAUUCAGUCCUUUUGAAUGAAUCCAUUUUUAUGUCCAAUUUGGAAAAAAAAAGCCAAGAGAAAUCAGCCUUUGAAAGGCCUCAACAGGUUGACCCUUACGCGUGCGAAUGUUCCGCAUGGAUGGUUUACUAUGCCGUAUAUUUGCCUUCCGACCAUUAUCAUGACAUGGACCACCACGGCACAAUGUAA
Molecule: messenger RNA, 381 nt
Organism: Plasmodium inui San Antonio 1
Lineage: Eukaryota; Apicomplexa; Aconoidasida; Haemosporida; Plasmodiidae
Exons: 1
Coding region: 1-381 (126 amino acids)
Source: RefSeq, a predicted model, not a curated record